GUAGCGUUGCGACAGAGACGGAGAACUCAAACGACAUGAAUGUAGAAAAUAAUAAUACGGCAGAAACAGUGAGCGAGCAAACGGAUCACGGCAACAACAUCGUCACAAUUCAAACAACUCUCGGAGAUGAAGAUGAAGAUGUCCACAAGUGCGGACGCUGCCAGUCCGAGUUUUGUACGCUGGAGGCAUUCAUCCAGCACAAGCUUCAGCAGAACUGCACGCGGGCACAGGAACCCCAGGUGCCCGUCAAUAAACCCCGAGAUGACAACCAAAAGGUGUUUGCCCCAGAUGGAACCUCUGCUACCUUGACAAGAAUGGAUGGAAGUGGACUGUCUUCAGAUGAACCAGACAAGUCCAACAACAACGGUGAGGUAGAAGUUGAAGGCCACUCCUCUCGAAGUCGCAGGAAGAGGGGUGGCACAGGGAAGGCAACUGUCCAAACAGAGGGGACCGAGGCCCACAGCCCUGACGGUGCAGACAAGCCAGUCUACAGGGUCAACAAAGAUGGACGCUACAUUUGCCAAACAUGUGAGAAGACAUUCAAAACGACAAACAUCCUGAGAACCCAUAUGAUCACCCACAGUGAGAAUAAGAAUUUCCCCUGCGAGCUCUGUGGGAGUGCCUUCCGCACCAAAGGCUCCCUGAUUCGUCACAACCGCCGUCACACAGACGAGCGCCCGUACCACUGUAACCUGUGUGGGCUCUCCUUCAGGGAGUCAGGGGCUCUGACCAGACAUCUCAAGUCCAUCACCCCAUGCACUGAGAAGAUCCGCUUCAACCAGUACAAGGAGAUCCUCGUCAGCAAGGACGGACAGCAGAAAGGAGUAGAGGCAGAGGCCGCCUCAUUGGCUGCUCAGCAGGAAGUGGAGCAGCAGGAGGAAGAGGAAGCGCAGGCGGCAGUGGUCAGCGUGGUGGAGACUGACAGCGGAGGACAGGAAGUCAUCCACGAGGUCCACUUCCACAUGGAGGUAGAGGGAGAAGGGCAGGAACAGCAGGUUAUCUUGGACCAGGCUCAGGCAGAUGCCCUGGUGGCCGAGGGGGACAACCUCAUCUGCCAGGCCAUCAUCAACUCUGGCAUCGCCCUGGAGGCAGUCACUGAGGAGGUGGAGGAGGCCGAGGAGCAGGCACUGGACGGGAUGCCUAAAGAGGUCCUGCAGGUCAGGGACAUGGAGGGCAGGAUGACAGAGAUCCAGGUGAUGGAGGAGUGUGUGGAGAUGGAGGCUGAGGAGAUGGUGGACAUAUCUGACAAGCAGGAGGAUCUGCCGCCGUCUAAAAGUCACAAGUGUCCUCACUGCAGUCGCUCCUUUAAGGCGCUCAACUACCUCCGCUUCCAUGUCAAAGGUCACCUCGGCUGCAAGCCCUUCAAGUGUGUGAUGUGUCAGAAAGAGUUCCUGACAGGCUACCUGUUGAAGAAGCACAUGGAGGUCCACCUGAGUGAGAGGCGGUAUAAGUGUGGUGAGUGCGGCAAGCUGUACAAGACCAUCGGACAUGUCCGGGAACACAUGAGGGCCCACUCGGAGGAACGGCCGUACAACUGCAACAGCUGUGACAAGGGAUACAAGACCAAGAAUGCCUUGCAGGUGCACCAGCGGACGCACGCCCAGGAGAAGCCGUACGUGUGCCAGUUCUGCUCGCGGGGCUUCAGGGAGAAGGGCUCUCUAGUGCGCCACAUCCGCCAUCACACCGGAGAGAAGCCCUUCAAGUGUCACAAGUGUGGGCGGGGCUUCGCUGAGCAUGGCACCCUCAACCGCCAUUUACGUGCCAAAGGUGGCUGUUAUGCUGGCCAGAAGGAGGGGUCUGGGGAGGAAGGCAUGCUGGUCUCAGAGGAGCAGGUGUCUGCAGACAGCCUGGCCACAGCAGCCAUCAUGUCAGACGACCCCCACGCUGUGCUGGUAGAGUUCUCCUCUGUGGUUGCUGACACCCAGGAAUACAUCAUUAGGGCCCCAGGAGUGGAGGAGGAGGAGGAGGAGGAAGAGGGGCAGGGCGAGGAGGUGACUCUCAUCCAAGACAACCAGAAUCAGAUGGGCAACCACAUCAUGAAGGUGGUGCAGCAGAUCGUCAACCAAUCACGUGGUGGCAUCGGCGGCCACCAAAUCAUUGUGCGCAAUGUCUCCAUGGACGAGGGCACAUCCAUCUCCGACUGUGGCGACACCAUCACCAUAGCGACGCCUGAGAACCUGACCGCGCAGGUCGCCAUGACCCUGGCCUCAGCCAUCAGCGACGGAACCCUUCUGGCAGGAGGCGGCGCACUGGAAACGCCCGAUGGCACGGUCACCAUGGUAACAACAUCGGGGAGCGAGGACAUGGUCGAGGUGAUGGAACAACAGCAGCAGGAGGAGGAGUUUGUUAUUACGUCAUCGGAGGAGGUGGAGAUCCAGACAGUCAUUAUAUGAUUGAUUUGUGUUAUGAAGUGUCUUAUGAAAACUCAGGACUUUGCAUGAGUUAUGAAUACGGUGUGUUUUUAUAAGAACAGAAUGUCUUAUGAAGAGUUUCUUAUGAGAACUCAGGACUUUGAAUGGGAACAUUGGUCUAUGUUUGAGGAGUUAGCUUGUAUUAUGGACAGUUUGCAUGAGGACUGUCGUUGUAUAAGGUUGAAAUAUUCUGUUUGUAUAAAGUUUGACAUUUUAUUUGACAGUAUUAGUCCAUUUCUAUUGGGUAAGGAUUGCAAUCAAUUAUUGGAAGAGUAUUAUGUCUUAAGUCACUGAAGUAAGGAGGACUGAAGUGUAAGUUUUACUUGGACAGGAGUGGAGCUGCCUUCAUUUUAGUACACUUAACUGUAAUGUCAUUGGUUGUCAACACUGCGCAACCAAUCACAAGGUACGAACAGUAAGCUUAUAGUGAGGUCACAGGAGCUCAAGUACUUAAAAGCCCUAGAAUGUUCACUGUUUCUGUUACACUUAGACAUUACACCAGGAGAUGCCAACUUUAUAAAAUACCCCCCCCCCCCCUUAAUUAAAACAAUUAUACUACCUAAUGACUGGAGUUGUUUACCUUGGACAGAUUCAUUCUAAAAUAUUCUGUUAUGCUUGACCAUAGACUUAAAAUGCUUUAGUGAUUGUUCGUGAGAGUCUCUGGAUUGUAUUCAUUAGGGCAUACCAUAUUAAAACGUUUGGCAACGGAAAAAACUAAAUGAGCAUUUCUUAUUAGACUAUUUCUACUCUUGGUUGCCCAGUGAAUAUGACUGUGAUCUGAUGCUGUUGGACUGUACUGCUGAUAUGUGUCUCCAUUACACAUCACCCUUACAGUAGACGGACAGACUCCUCACUACUGCCAAAUGCUGUGAUCUAUUACUUGACUGGCUCCGUUUGCGUGGAAUGAAUAAAUGCUACUUUCAGUACAA
Molecule: messenger RNA, 3340 nt
Organism: Oncorhynchus nerka (sockeye salmon)
Lineage: Eukaryota; Metazoa; Chordata; Actinopteri; Salmoniformes; Salmonidae
Gene: e4f1
Product: E4F transcription factor 1
Biological process (GO): regulation of transcription by RNA polymerase II
Cellular component (GO): nucleus
Molecular function (GO): DNA-binding transcription factor activity, RNA polymerase II-specific
Source: RefSeq, a predicted model, not a curated record